Mercurialis annua (annual mercury) is the source of this 2087-nucleotide messenger RNA. RefSeq names its product phenylacetaldehyde synthase-like. The transcript has a single exon. The record is from RefSeq and is a predicted model, not a curated record. Gene Ontology annotation, molecular function: carboxy-lyase activity; pyridoxal phosphate binding. Gene Ontology annotation, biological process: amino acid metabolic process. Lineage: Eukaryota; Viridiplantae; Streptophyta; Magnoliopsida; Malpighiales; Euphorbiaceae. Bases 26 to 1492 code for a protein of 488 amino acids.
AAAGUUGAGGGACAUCAAAACAAAAAUGGGCAGUCUCCCUACCGACACAUUUUGCUCUCUAGACACAAACACUUUCUCUGAUGAAUCAAAAAUUAUGAUAGAUUUCAUUACUGAAUAUUACAACAACAUUGAAAAAUACCCAGUUCAAAGCCAAGUUCAACCCGGAUUUCUCUCAACCAAAUUACCAAAAUCAGCCCCAAUUUCCCCUGAACCAUUAGAACUAAUCCUCAAAGACAUUUCUGAUAAAAUCAUUUCAGGCUUAACUCACUGGCAAAGUCCCAGUUUCUUCGGUUACUUCCAAGCAAAUGCUAGCAAUGCUGGUUUUCUUGGAGAAAUGCUUUGUUCAGGACUCAACAUUGUUGGUUUCAACUGGGUUUCGUCUCCGGCCGCAACGGAACUUGAAUCAGUUGUCAUGGAUUGGAUGGGAAAAUUGUUGAAGCUUCCGUCUUCGUUUCUCUUUUCUGGAAAUGGAGGCGGUGUUUUGCAUGGAAGUACUUGUGAGGCUAUUGUGUGCUCUCUAGCUGCAGCUAGAGACAGGGCUCUGCAGAUUUUCGGAUCCGAUAAAAUCACAAAAUUGGUCGUUUACGCCUCGGAUCAGACGCAUUCCACUCUCUAUAAAGGCACAAGAUUAGUCGGAAUCCCACCUUCUAACAUCCGAUCGCUUCCUACUUCAGUUUCAUCCGAAUUCUCUCUGUCUCCUGAAAUUUUACAGGACGCGAUUGACGCGGAUAUGAAAUUAGGGUUUAUACCUUUGUAUCUUUGUGCUACUGUGGGAACAACCGGCUGUGGAGCGGUUGAUCCGAUCUACGAACUGGGGAAAAUCGCGAAAAGGCACAGUUUAUGGUUCCACAUUGAUGCAGCUUAUGCAGGAGGGGCCUGCAUUUGUCCGGAAUUCAGGCAUUAUCUGAACGGUGUAGAGUUUGCUGAUUCGAUCAGCAUGAACCCGCAUAAAUGGCUUCUUACGAACAUGGAUUGCUGCUGUUUCUGGGUUAAGCAGCCAAAUUUAUUAGUCGAAUCGCUAUCUUGUGAAGCAGAAUUUCUGAAAAAUGAAGCCAGCGAAUCCAAAACUGUUGUGGAUUACAAAGAUUGGCAAAUUUCUCUGAGUAGACGAUUCAAGGCUUUAAAACUGUGGAUUGUAAUCCGCAGACAUGGGUUGGUUAAUCUGAUGUACCAUAUUCGCAGCGAUGUCAGCUUGGCGAAGAGGUUCGAGUCACUGGUUCGAAAUGACGACAGGUUUGAGAUUGUGGUUCCGACGAAGUUUGCGUUGGUUUGCUUCAGGUUAAAACCCAACAGGAAUGGAACCAAAACCAAUGAACUGAACUGCCGGUUUCUGGACGCAGUGAACCAGAGCGGUCAUGCGUUCAUGACUCAUGGAGUGGCCGGAGGGGCGUAUUUUAUACGGUGUGCAGUCGGAUCAACAUUGACUGAAGAACGUCAUGUGGAUGAUUUGUGGAAGCUGAUUCAAGAAAAAGCUGAUUUCGUUUUGAAUUAAUCAUUUGGUUAAACGAGUCAACCAAAAUAAAGUUGUUCUACACAACGGAUAUAUACGGGAUAUUUUAUCGGUAACUAAACUUUUAAAUAAAUUUAAAAAAAGUAUUGAAUCUUAAUUUAUUUUUAAGGUCAUCAAACUUCGAUUUUUAUUUCAUAAUUUUUUUUGAUCUUAUUUUACUUAUGUGACCAUCUGAUUUUAAAAUAUUUGUUACAUCAGCAAAUAUUAUCAAAUUACAUAUUUUAUUUUACUUGGCGUAUAAAUGAGUUGUUAAUGUGACAAAUAUUUUUUUAAAUAGUCCAAUUCGAAUAGCUACAUCAUCAAAAUUAGAUGAGAAAUAUUUUUUUAAAACAAAAAUUAAUGUUUGAUGAUCUUGAAGAAAUAAAUUAAAAUUUAGUAUUUUUUCUGAAAUAAUUUAAAAAUGUGACCCUUAUUAUAUCUGACCCGUAAUAUAUCUUGUGUAAUCAAUUAAAUAAGAGUGUAUAAUUUUAAUUAUUAACAAAAGAAGUGUAUACUUUAUUAUGUUUAUUUGCGUGUAUUAUGUUCGUCCGAUAUCAAUAAAUAUGUAUUUUCUUAGUACGACAUGGACUUUCUUGAA